UACUGCUCCCUAAUGUCAGUCUCUCUCCAGUCUCCCAAUACUGAUGGUUUAACACAGACUACACUGUAGCUUACAUCAAAAACACAAUCAGUGUAUAUUUGUAACCGGUUGGCGCGCUGAAAGCUACGGGUAGAUGGCUAGACGCUCACGAACAUCAACAGUGGGUCGUGUGUGUGAGGUAGAGAGAGUGGGAGACAGACAGACAGACAGAACGUGAUAGACAUCAAGAUACCGUUUGUAAUCAAUACAAACAGAAGAAACAUUGAGAUUCUCCAACAAAGAUAUUGGCAAACUAUUGUUACGUUUUGCAUUCUAAGUGCGCGAGACGAUCAAUAACCCUUCGUGGGACUGCAAUUGAACAGUGAGAAGGCACCGAUUAUAAAGAUUGAAACAAUAAUUACGCUUUGCGAGAAGAAGCUGAUCAUUGUCCUGGAUUGGAUUGGGGUCAAUCAAUUUGUAGCUCAACGUCAAGAUAAUAGAAAGAGUUACCAUGGAAACUGUUCUGUUCUUCCUCUUUUCACUCCUGGUGUAUGUGGCUGUGCCUGUAUUUUCAGAUGGUGAAAAGGAGAAGAAAGAGGUGGACCCAUUUGUCUAUGACUAUCAUAGCCUGCGGAUCUGUGGACUGGUCUUUGGUGUGGUACUCUUCACGCUGGGCAUCCUCCUCAUCCUCAGUAAGUCUUCAUACUUCAGCCGAAAAUGUCGCUGCUGUCCCAAUCAGGAGAAGAAGCUCAAGGCCCCUGGAGACGAAGAGGCUACAGCAGAGACCCUGAUCGUGUCCAAAGCUAAGGAGCCAGAGCCAGAGCCAGAGCCAGAGCCUGAAGCUAAGGCUGAGAACUGAGUCAGCCCAACCAGACUGCCUCCCCACCUGACUGACGAUCAACCAUAUCUGCCACUGAACAACCAGUGGUG
Oncorhynchus gorbuscha (pink salmon) is the source of this 909-nucleotide messenger RNA. RefSeq names its product FXYD domain-containing ion transport regulator 6-like. Gene Ontology annotation, biological process: regulation of sodium ion transmembrane transporter activity. Gene Ontology annotation, molecular function: sodium channel regulator activity. The record is from RefSeq and is a predicted model, not a curated record. Lineage: Eukaryota; Metazoa; Chordata; Actinopteri; Salmoniformes; Salmonidae. The transcript is spliced from 7 exons. The coding region runs from base 491 to 838 and encodes 115 amino acids. Gene Ontology annotation, cellular component: membrane.